Messenger RNA from Cloeon dipterum, 1908 nucleotides. RefSeq names its product nuclear receptor coactivator 5-like. Gene Ontology annotation, molecular function: RNA binding. The record is from RefSeq and is a predicted model, not a curated record. Bases 171 to 1523 code for a protein of 450 amino acids. The transcript is spliced from 8 exons. Lineage: Eukaryota; Metazoa; Arthropoda; Insecta; Ephemeroptera; Baetidae.
UCGCUCACCGCUCACUCUUUUUCUGGCACCUGGUACAAACCAAAACAACUCUCUUAUCAACAUUGCGAAAUAGCAAAUCUAUAAAAAAACAAAACUAUUUCCAUUAAAAUAAAAAAAAACCGAUCGAGUUGUUGAGGCACACCGAUUAAGUAGAUUUUUAGAGUCGAAGCAUGUUUUACGAUCCUUCAACAACGUCGCAUCGAAUCUGCAUUAAAAACCUUGCACCUGGUGCCAACACAUACCAAUUAAAAGAAGAUCUAACCGCUCAUUUUGAGAAGUAUGGAAAAAUACUCGGUGUUAUGUGCCAACCAUCCUACACAUUAAUUCAAUAUGAGAAGGAAGAAGCUGCAUCAUGCGCUGUUCAGAUGGAAAACAACACAACUUUUCAAGACAGAAUCAUAAGGGUUAUACCUGCGAGACCACCACCACCUCAUAUUGAGGAACAGCAGAGAGACAGGUCUCCUGUGAUCAGAAACCGUUCGCCAGUCAGAAGGGGAAGAUCACCUCCGCGUGGUAGAUCGCCUCCAAGAGGCAGAUCACCCUCCAGAGGACGAUCACCUCCCCGUGGAAGGUCUCCUCCUAAGAGAGGACGCUCACCGCCUCAAAACAACUGGAGGCCACAGCGCUUCCAUGACGAUUAUCCAGACCCGUACUUCAAGUCUCCGAGAUAUGGUUCAGGGCCUCCUGACCCUCCGAUGGAUCCAUUGCCCGCAGUGCAACCGCCCAAAGCUUCCAUUGCUGCCGAGAGAACCAAUGAUGUAGAAAUCCUGGUAUUUGACCAAGAACAAACAAAAUAUGGUGAGUUGAUUGAGCGGAGACUGAAGAACAUUGGUUUGUCUGCCGACAUCUUGUUUCCUAAUCCAGCCAUUCCGAAGGGUCGGUUGCUAGCAAAUAUCGCUUCAAAGGGCACACUGUACGCCAUCACUGUGCAGGAAAUAAACCAAGUCAAAGACAGCUUCACUGUACACAUCCUACAAGGCGACUCUGAAGAACACAAGAACAUCCCGUUUGACCAGGGAAUCAAGCUAAUCACCAUCAACUUUGACAAGUAUAUCCAGAGCGGAGGAAACAGAACAGCGCCUGCUGUUGUGCCCAUGUCUGGAGGCAACAGUUCCAGUAUUCAUCCUGAGGCAAUACAGACAAUGAUCAACCUCUUGCUGCAGAAAAGGCCACUCACCGUAAUACAGUACGACGCCAUCGUCAAGUACCUCGACAAUUUGAAAAAUAAGCAAGCCAAACUUGAACUUGGGGAUGCACUGGAUGUUACUUAUGAUCUUGGAAAGAAGGAAGAAACAGGUGACACAGAGAAUCUUCUCAAGAGCCGUAUUAUGAGCAUCAUGGACAAAACUAUAAACAAGCCAGCAGCUCAAAGUCCCCUGGCCCCCACCCCACUGCCACAGCCAGUCCUCCUACAAUCAGCAGCUGACUUAGCUGCGACGGCCAAACCAAUGUUGCAGGACCCAAACAUACAGAGGGCUUUGGACACUCUCCUUAGUGGCGGAAGUUUGAACUUUUUUAAAUAAUAGUGGCUGACACUGUGCUCAAAUUUAUCAAACCAUCAGACAGUAAAUGUCUAACACUUUUGUUGUAAGUGCGCUCUGUUGUGUGUACUCUCCUUCUGCGUUGAAAAAGAGUCCAGAGUGGAUACUUGACAUUUAAAAAAAUUUCCUUUCAUUUCUUUGAUGCGAAUCUAUACUUUCUCAUUCAUUAUAAGUAUAAGUACCAUAUUAAUAAAUAUUAAAAUAUUUCACUUUGCAAGAGCGAUGUUUGACUAGUGGCGAAGAUUCUCGACAUGUGCUUGACAUUACUUUAACUGGAAAAUCAAUUUCAGAAAUUUUUAGUUUUUUUUUGUGAACCCCGGGAUAAAAUCGUUAAAAUGCUAAUAAGUUCAGUUAAAUUUUAUCUUUA